Nothobranchius furzeri (turquoise killifish) is the source of this 2722-nucleotide messenger RNA. The record is from RefSeq and is a predicted model, not a curated record. NCBI's taxonomy places the organism in Eukaryota, Metazoa, Chordata, Actinopteri, Cyprinodontiformes, Nothobranchiidae.
CCUUCAGCCUCCAUGCUCCUGGCGGCGGAACCGGAGAACCCAAAGUGCUUCGCUGAGGGCAGGAAGGCCUUCACCUGCUUCUGGGAGGAAGAUGAGGAGAGGGCUGGUCCUGUGGAGCAGUACUCCUUCACCUACGCCUACCAAAAUGAAAACGGCAGCAGGUGCCCUCUGACUGUCGCCCCGGCUGCAGGCGGGAAAAAGCUGUUCGUCUGCCACCUGGACCGGAUUCAGAUGUUCGUCCAGUUGGACAUCCAAGUUCAUCGUGAAAGCGUUAUGAUCCACAACCGAAGCCUUCUCGUCGAGCUUGUUUUUCUUUUGGACCCUCCUGAAAACGUGACCGUCAGCAGCACGGGUCAUCAGGGGCAGCUGAACGUUAGCUGGGGUCCGCCUCCUCUCAAGUACAUGGAUGACAGCAUGAUCUACGAGGUUAUGUACGCUAAGGAGGGCGACCCUGCUGGGCAGGUGGAGGUGGCCCGAGCUUGCUCUGAGCUGAUUCUCCGAGGUCUUCAGGCUGCUACCAGGUACAGGGUUGAAGUCCGUGUAAGGUUGGACGGCAUCACCUACAGCGGCUACUGGAGUGCCUGGAGCGAUCCGGUGUGGAUGGAAACUUUGCCUGCAGAUCUUGACCCACUCAUUGUGUCCCUGACUUUCAUCAUCACUUUCAUCCUCUUUCUGCUUUGUCUCAUCGUGCUUUUGUCCCAUCACAGGUUCUUCAUAAAGAAGGUCUGGCCCACUAUUCCAGUUCCUGACAGCAAAUUCCAGGGUCUUUUCACUGUUUACGGUGGAGACCUCCAGGAGUGGUUAAGACAGACCAGUGGAGGCUUGUGGGUGACUUCGGCUCUCCUGUACUCUGAAGAACGCCCCUCUCCUGUAGAAGUCCUCUCUGAACUUAACCUGUGCCGCUCUCUGGCCUCUCCACCUCUCCCGCCUAAGGCCUGUAACGCUUCCACUCAGCGUGAUGAGCGGGAGUUGUCUAACGGGAGUGAUUCAGCUCAGACAGACGAGUGGAGAGCCACACAGCAGCAGCACUGGCUGAUGGAACGCUUACGAGAGACUCGUCCCGGGAUGGGGUCUUCUCUGCUGGAAUCUCAGGACACUUAUGUCACCCUCAGCACCAACAAUCACAGCGAAGAAGACCACGUAGAUGACACUCUGGAGGAAGCCUUACCCCUUGAGAUGCAUGUUGCCUCUAGAAAGACACCGCUGAGCGAGUUCCACUCUGACCUAGGGUCCGGGCAGCAAAGCUCAGGGUCCGGUCGCCUCUCAUCCCAGUCCAGCUUUGAGUACCCAAGCCAAGGCUGGACACCCAAAGGCCCCGGCUACACCUACAUGGCAGUGGCAGACUCAGGGGUCUCCAUGGAUUACAGCCCCAUGAGCAGAGUUGAUGACUUGGGGAAAGUGGCUCUCUAUGCCAACGAGUACAAAAAUGAAAUUCCACCCCACAGAAGACCCUUCCUAACAAGGCAGUACCACGUCCAUGACGAUGGCUGAGGAGAAGCCCAAUUGGACCAGCACAAAGCCGGAGGCGGCUUUCGGGGGCUUGGUGACUACUGGAUACUCACCCAAGGCACCAUCAACUGCUAAGGGAGGAUCCCAGGAGCCGACGGACACCAGCGUGUAGCUAAAGGACUGAGACGAGUCUGCUUGAUGUGUCUGAGGGUCCACUGUGGUCCACCUGCUCACCACUACACUGUUCAGCACACCAGCGCAGAAAUCCUGACAUUCUGCGCGCUUCCUCGUGUUUCAGAUGGUAUUUUAUACUGGAGUAGUGAGACAGCGGCGUUUGUGAUCCACCGUUGCUUCAGCGCACAGACAGAUGUGCUAUCAUACACAGCAGAGCAGUUCCAGCGCGAGACUGUUGGGAACAUUUCUCUGAUGAUUAGUUGUCACUGACAAACCACGCGUGUCCAAAGCUUUGAAUGUUCUCCGAUGUCCAUUUUUGGACGUAGGAGCAUGACCAUGCUGGCAGCAGCUAGUCAACAUGCUAACAACCACGCUAGUAGCAUCAUCCAGUCACUUCCUGCUGUCAGGAAGCUAACAUUUGGUAAUUAACGAGAUGAAUCAAACGGAAAGUGUUCACUUCUAAGGUGUUCUGAUAAAUUCAUGUAUUCAUAGCUGAAGCUGGGAAGAUGCUGGGCAUCAAACUCGUUGUAAUUAAGAGGUUUGAACCAGAGCGGCGCCAACUGCCCGCCUAAUCGGAGGACAAGGACUAGCUUAAAACGACCACGAGCUAAUCUAAAUACAAACCAGCAGCUUCUCUCGUCUUCUGAUGGCGUCAUGAUUUCCUGUCUCCUUAGUACUUUCUAAUACGAAGCAUCUUCUGCUUUCACUCUGAAACUCUUCAUGCCUCCUUUACGUUUUUGUCAUUAAGUCAAGUCGGCCUUAGAUUCUGAUUACUGUAGGGUUAGCGUUAGCCCGCUGAGUGGCGACCACAGUCAGAGGAGCUGUAGCGGUGGCGUUUGUCUGAAUUUCCCUCCGACGUUAAAAAGCCGUCCUGACAUCAUUGUGAAGGUCAAAGGGAUCCUCUCUAAUGUCGCGUUAGCGUUGUACCAUGCAGGUGUUGGAAAUAAAAGUGUACAUAUCUGACAACUCAAACCUUCACGAAGACCCCACAAACACGUGUUUGCAUUAUUUCCUGUGGUAUUUUAAACUGUUACUACUGUUCUCACUUUUACGUCUCACCUCUUUGCUGAAGUACAAUAAAUCUGUUUUGUUUCUUUAA